AUGCAAUUAGAAGAUCCAUCUUACUUUUAUUCAGUACAAGUUGAUGAUGAUGGUCUAAUAUUGAACAUAUUUUGGGCUGAUGCUAGAUCAAUAGUUGAUUAUGGCCACUUUGGAGAUGUUUUGUGUUUUGAUACAACUUAUAGGACAAAUCAAUAUGAUCGAUCCUUUGCUCCAUUUAUCGGGGUUAAUCAUCACAAACAAACAACCAUCUUCAGUGCAGCUUUACUUUAUGAUGAAACCAUAGAGUCAUUUAAGUGGUUGUUUAAAACUUUUUUUAGUGCAAUGUUAAGGAAACAGCCAAAAACUAUACUUACAGAUCAGUCUGCUGCAAUGGCUAAGGCAAUAGCAGAGGUAUUUGUUGAAUCGAAUCAUCGUUUAUGUGUAUGGCAUAUUUAUCAAAAUGCUGCUAAGAAACUAAGUCAUGUAUUUCAUUCAUCAAAGCACUUUGCAGCUGAUUUGAGCACUUAUAUGUAUGAUUAUGAAGAUGAAGAUGAAUGGCUAGUUGCAUGGAAUAAUAUGCUUGAGAAAUAUGAUCUUACUAAUAAUAAAUGGUUGUGUGGGAUAUUUGAUCUAAAAGAAAAAUGGGUCAUGGUAUAUGGUCGAUAUAUGUUUACUGCUGAUAUGAAAAGCACCCAACGUAGUGAGUCAAUGAACAAUGUAUUGAAAAAAUAUUUGAAAUCGAAAUAUAAUUUUUUGCCUUUUUUGGAACAUUACUCUAGAGUCUUGGCUGAUAGAAGACGUCAAAAACUACAAGCUGAGUUCAAAAUGAGGCAGACAACACCAGUUUUACAACUUGAUGUGGAGAUGUUGAGACAUGCUGUAAAGUUGUACACCCCAAAAAUGUUCAAAAUGUUUCAAGAUGAAUAUAUGAAGAUGGGGGAUUGUACAAUUUUCAAGGUUAAUAAAUCUGAUACUAUCAUUAAAUACAAAGUUAAAUAUAGGCAAAAAACUCAAGAGCACCUUGUUAAAUAUGAAGCCUCAACAACUAAUGUUCAGUGUAGUUGCAUGAAGUUCAGUUUUGUAGGAAUUCUUUGUAUCCAUGCUUUGAAGGUUCUUGACAAAAAAAACAUUCAGAUACUUCCAACUCAUUAUAUAUUGAAAAGAUGGACACAAGAUGCAAAGGUUGGUUCUAUCAAGAACUAUCAUGUUGUUGAUAUUAAAGCAGAAUCUGAGAUAAUGUAUGAUUAUGCCAAAAAAUGUUCUGAAACAUUAUUGAAGGAUUUGCAAGAAAUGAGGAAAAAAUGUUAUUCCCUUUGCAUGGAGGAUCAGACAAAGGUCCAUGAUGAAGUUGUUCUUGAGGAUGCCAAUUCCUCAUUUGACAUUAAUUCUUUUGAAGAAAAUAGUAAUGUUGAACAAGUUUCACAGUUGGUGGAUAAUUUCACUCAGGAACCUGUCUUUUGUAGUCAUUUGGUUGGACAAGACUAUGUUGUUGGAGAAAUUGUUGAGACAAAUCAGGUUUCAGUAGCUCUUGAUGAUAAUUUAUAA
Messenger RNA from Quercus lobata, 1485 nucleotides. RefSeq names its product protein FAR1-RELATED SEQUENCE 5-like. The coding region runs from base 1 to 1485 and encodes 494 amino acids. The transcript has 5 exons. The record is from RefSeq and is a predicted model, not a curated record. Gene Ontology annotation, molecular function: zinc ion binding. Lineage: Eukaryota; Viridiplantae; Streptophyta; Magnoliopsida; Fagales; Fagaceae. Gene Ontology annotation, biological process: regulation of DNA-templated transcription.